Messenger RNA from Pyricularia pennisetigena, 1680 nucleotides. RefSeq lists its product as uncharacterized. Gene Ontology annotation, molecular function: protein binding; protein-membrane adaptor activity. The transcript is spliced from 7 exons. Gene Ontology annotation, biological process: nucleus-vacuole junction assembly; vacuole inheritance. NCBI's taxonomy places the organism in Eukaryota, Fungi, Ascomycota, Sordariomycetes, Magnaporthales, Pyriculariaceae. Gene Ontology annotation, cellular component: fungal-type vacuole membrane. The record is from RefSeq and is a predicted model, not a curated record. The coding region runs from base 1 to 1680 and encodes 559 amino acids.
AUGGGUGUUUGCAGCUCAUCAUGCUGCGGAGGGGCCGCCAGGGAGGGUUUGUACGAACCUGCACUUGCAGAUAACGAGCGAGAGGCCGUCGCCGACCUUCUUACCUAUCUCGAACACCGAAAUGAGACCGAUUUUUUCUCAGGCGAGCCCCUGAGGGCACUGAGCACGCUCGUAUACUCGGAUAAUCUGGAUCUGCAAAGAAGCGCCAGUUUGACCUUUGCAGAGAUUACAGAAAGAGAUGUGCGCGAGGUGGACCGCGAUACUCUUCACCCGAUCCUUCUCCUUCUGGCCAGCGAUGACCUUGAAGUGCAACGGGCUGCAAGUGCUGCGUUAGGCAACCUGGCGGUUAAUCCGGAGAAUAAAGUCAAGAUUGUGGCUCUCGGAGGUCUGAACCCGUUGAUCAGGCAAAUGUGCUCCUCAAAUGUCGAGGUGCAAUGCAACGCCGUCGGAUGCAUUACCAACCUGGCGACACAUGAAGAGAACAAGGCCAAGAUUGCUAAGUCUGGGGCCCUUGGCCCUCUCACCCGCCUUGCCAAGUCCAAAGAUAUGCGCGUCCAGCGGAACGCCACAGGUGCACUCCUCAACAUGACUCACUCAGAUGAAAACCGGCAACAGCUGGUAAACGCCGGUGCUAUACCAGUUCUAGUCCAGCUUUUGACAUCGUCUGACGUCGACGUGCAGUACUACUGCACAACCGCUUUGAGUAACAUUGCUGUCGAUGCUACAAACCGCGCCAAGCUGGCACAAACUGAGCCCAAGCUCAUACAGUCGCUUGUCGCCCUGAUGGAGUCAUCGUCACCGAAGGUUCAGUGUCAAGCAGCGCUUGCUCUCAGAAAUCUGGCGUCGGACGAGAAGUAUCAGCUCGACAUCGUGAGGGCGAAUGGUCUCACCCCACUCCUUCGUCUUCUGCAAUCGUCAUACCUGCCUCUUAUCUUGUCUGCUGUGGCCUGCAUUCGGAAUAUAUCGAUUCAUCCGCUGAAUGAAUCGCCAAUCAUUGAGGCUGGCUUCUUGAAGCCUCUGGUGGACUUGCUCGGGUCAACCGACAACGAAGAAAUACAAUGCCACGCCAUUUCUACAUUGAGGAAUCUCGCCGCGAGCUCCGACCGCAACAAGGAGUUGGUCCUCGAAGCAGGUGCUGUGCAGAAAUGCAAGCAACUCGUUCUCGACGUACCCAGCACAGUGCAAUCGGAAAUGACUGCCGCUAUCGCGGUGUUGGCUCUUGCUGAUGACUUGAAGCUGAUACUGCUGAGCCUGGGAGUCAUGGAUGUACUUCUGCCGCUGACGCAGUCUACAAGCGUCGAGGUUCAGGGAAACAGUGCGGCGGCGCUGGGCAAUCUAUCAUCAAAAGUGGGUGACUAUUCUAUGUUCAUUCAGUGUUGGACGGAGCCCGCUGGUGGCAUCCACGGGUAUCUGAGCAGGUUUCUAGCAAGUGGCGACGCUACAUUUCAACAUAUUGCGAUGUGGACGUUACUACAGCUACUUGAGUCAGAAGACAAGAAGCUCGUGGCCCAGGUGGGCAAGUCCGAGGACAUUGUGGAGAUGAUCAAGGGGAUAGCCAACCAACCGGUCGAUUCUGACAACGAAUACGACGACGACGACGAAGGUGAAGUGGUCAAUUUGGGCCAACGUUGCCUGGAACUCCUGGGGCUCGGCAACUCGAAGUCACACAUCGAAGGCUAA